Molecule: messenger RNA, 1025 nt
Organism: Musa acuminata subsp. malaccensis (wild Malaysian banana)
Lineage: Eukaryota; Viridiplantae; Streptophyta; Magnoliopsida; Zingiberales; Musaceae
Product: protein RGF1 INDUCIBLE TRANSCRIPTION FACTOR 1
Molecular function (GO): zinc ion binding
Source: RefSeq, a predicted model, not a curated record
CAUCACUAGGGUAUUAGGAUAUGCCCUGUGCACUCUUCAUAAAGACCUCCUCUAACCCUAACACAUCCCCUUCGGUUUCGCCCAGUUCUACUUCCUCCCCCUGAGUUGCUGAAUUCAAGAUGGAAGCUGGUAAGCCGGCGUGGUUGGAGGCCCUCGACAAGCAACGAUUCUUCGUGAGCUGCUCCGUGCACGAGAACGCGAGGAAGAAGGAGAAAAAUAUAUGUUGUUUGGAUUGUUGCACGGCGAUUUGCGCCCACUGCUUGCGGUCUCACCACGGCCACCGGCUUGUGCAGAUACGGCGAUACGUUUACCAUGACGUCGUCCGGUUGCAGGACCUCGACGAGCUCAUCGACUGCUCCAGUGUUCAGUCGUACACUAUUAAUAGCUCGAAGGUGAUCUUCCUCAAGAAGCGUCCACAGAGCAGACAAUUCAAAGGAUCAGGAAACAUAUGCACCUCCUGUGACAGGACCCUCCAAGAACCUUACGUUCACUGCUCGCUGGAGUGCAAGGUGGAUUACAUAUCAAGAGAAGGCAAGGAUUUCUCGCCGUACCUCAGGACAUGUCGAUCACUGCAAUUGAACCCUGAGCUCAUCACGGCGCCAGAAGCCGAUGCUGGUGGAGAUGAUGGAAACGAGACGACACGCUCGACCGUCGUCCAAGGUGAGGAUGAUGCUAUGUGCUCGUCGGACUCCGAGAAUUUUAGCAUGCCAUAUGUUAGUUUCAUCCGGAAGAAGCGAAGUGGGCUACCAUGUCAUUGUUCGAGGUCAGCUAAUAGAACGAGUCACGAUGGCAUAGCUGCAAGCAGCAGCAGGAGGAAGGGCAUUCCACAGAGAUCUCCUUUGUGUUAGAAGAAACUGCUGCCAUUUUUGUCUGCCAUCAUCUUCUUGCUGCAUAAUAAACCACUCGUUGAGUCUGUAAGUUUAGUGUGUAAAUGGCAUCACGUGACCCUCAAUUCCAGGCUUCCAUGUACAGUUUCCGAAGAGCCAGUUAAAACACCACUUAAUUAGUCUGCAUGAACUAAAGAA